Cucurbita pepo subsp. pepo (vegetable marrow) is the source of this 1612-nucleotide messenger RNA. Lineage: Eukaryota; Viridiplantae; Streptophyta; Magnoliopsida; Cucurbitales; Cucurbitaceae. The record is from RefSeq and is a predicted model, not a curated record.
UUUCCCAAUUUUAGAAAUACAAUCUGGCUCUCGCUCAAAAGUAAUAUGGUAUUUCUCGAGCAAGCAGGCCAUUAGAUUGUGAUUGUGUUCCUGAGAUUCAAUGGAUUCAUCAUCCAGUUGCCCUUUCUGCGACCAAGUUGUUCCAUCAAAAGAACUUCAGAGCUUGGGUUUUCUGAACGAUUUAGGAAGGUCUCUUUAUGUUGUUGCCGUUGCAGGCAUGCUAAUGGUCACUUUGAAGAUGAAGACAAUGACGAUAAACAACGCCAACUUGCUAGGGACUUUGAGUUGGCCCAGCAGAUGGCUCUUUCCUCUACUCCUUACGACAAUGAUAAUCAAGAAACCAUUAAGCUUAAGGGAUCUUUGGAUAGCGGCAAGUUAAGUUGUGAGAGGGGGGCUUUGGUGAAGGAAAAGUUGAAUGUUGAUGAAAAGAUCUCUUCCCUGAUUGGUUUACAGAAUAGGAGUGGUUUUUAUAAGGUGGAAGGUGGUCUGAUGUCUUUAUUAAGAAAUUGCUUAGAAUUAGAAUCUAGUGAUUCGACUAGUGUUGUGUCAGGGUAUGUUGAUCAUUAUCAGAGUAUUGAAUUUGAGGAUCUUGGGUGGGGCUGUGGAUGGCGGAACAUUCAAAUGCUUUGCUCUCAUUUGAUAAUGCAAAGACCAGAAGCUAGAAACGUUUUAUUUGGUGGAUCAGGAGUUGUUCCUGAUAUUCUAUCACUUCAGAGAUGGCUUGAGAUUGCUUGGAAAAAAGGAUUUGAUGUACAUGGUGCAGAGCAUUUUAAUUACAAAAUUUAUGGCAGAAAAAAUUGGAUUGGAGCCACUGAAUGUGCUGCCCUUUUGCGUUCCUUUGGGCUUCAGGCAAGGAUAGUUGAUUUUGGUCCUAAAGAGUGCGAGGAACUUUAUCUCUCAGUCCCUGGUUCAAGUAGUGGGGCACAAAUGGUAAACUUAAUUGAUGCAAAUAAGAGAAAAACAGCUAAGGUUAAUGGGCCCAUGGAUAGGUUUCUUGUAAGUAAAAAUGACGGGGUUCCACAAACUGGUUCUAGUGGGCAUGAGAAGUCCAAAUAUUCUCGAAGUGUCUUGGAAAAUAAGUCCACUCAGAAAGCGAAAGGUCAUCAGGUUCUGGUUGAUUGGGUAUGGAAUUACUUCUCUGAUGGAAGGAUUUGCACGUAUAGUCACCAGCACGUUAAUGUUAGUGGAAAAACGCCAUUGUUCUUUCAGCAUGAUGGACAUUCUAGGACCAUUGUGGGGAUUCAAGUUAAACAGCAGCGUAAUGGAAUGCAGCAAUACAAUCUCCUGAUUUUGGACCCAGCUCAUAGUACUAAAGGCAUUGAAAAGUCCCUUAGAGAGAAUAAUGGAUGGCAGAAACUAAUAAAAAGAGGAACUCAUACGCUGAAUAAGCCACAAUACCAGUUGUGUUAUAUUGAUUCUGGAAUUGCUGCUGGGGCUGACUUGGAAUUGCUGAAGAAAAUUGAUAGCCUCUUUCUGGAGCUUUAGAUGAACAUAUUGUACCUUCUUUGUUCUCUGACACACAGGCCAUUGACGUAUAUUUAAUCUAAAAAGCUUUCAUUUGUAAGAACCUUGUUUUUCAACUAAUUAAUUAUUUUAGCGGUCUUUUAUAUAA